This is a messenger RNA of Fusarium proliferatum ET1, 249 nucleotides long. RefSeq lists its product as uncharacterized. NCBI's taxonomy places the organism in Eukaryota, Fungi, Ascomycota, Sordariomycetes, Hypocreales, Nectriaceae. The transcript has 3 exons. Bases 1 to 249 code for a protein of 82 amino acids. The record is from RefSeq and is a predicted model, not a curated record.
AUGAGUAAUGGUAACGAACAAUAUGUCGAAACUGACCAUGGCGAUGAAUACGACGUGAAGUUUCAUUGGUACCUCGAGGGGGCUGAUGUCAAGAAACCAAACGACACAGUCCCUGUCAAAUUCCGAUCUGUGCUAUAUCCAUCAUUAUUCCUCGAUCUUGAAGUAAACAACCCUGUCCACGAAACACCAUUCGUCAGCUGGAAAUCUCAUAAUGGACCUACCCAACAAUUCUAUCUAUAUACGUUAUAG